AUGGCGGGCCUACCCAACGGCACCAACCGACUCGAUCUCUCUCGUCCCGCCGUACAAUCACAAGCCAGCAACUCAGUCCCCUCGACGCCCUUUCAGAAACCGCGCGAUCUCAGCCGGAGAUUCUCCCGCUCACCAUCGCCUAAUCGCGGCCUCAGUAACCAGUCGCCGCAUUCCGUCGCUUCGGAGGCAAUAGGUGGGAAUGGCCGUGCUCACAGAGGCGCACCCGUCGUGUGCAAGUUCGAGAGCGGCGAGGAGUUUAGGAAACGCCGGAUGCCGUAUGUCGACGGUGGCGACCAGGAGCUGAGCCCACCGAAGAAGGAGCCAAAGAAGACGCUGAAUCCAGAUGAGCGGGACAAGCUGAGUGGGGACAUGCGCGAGCUUUAUGACCGGUUACUGCCAUCGCAAGAGAGUGAAGAGCGAAGGACCAAGCUGGUGCCCAAGCUGGAUCGAAUACUGAACGACGAAUGGCCCGGGAACGACAUUCGCGUGAACGUCUUCGGGUCAUCAGGGAACAUGCUGAGCUCGACAGACUCAGAUGUGGACAUCUGCAUCACGACGACACUGAAGAAGCUGGAUCCAAUGCACUCAUUAGCUGCACUUUUGCACAAACAUGGCAUGGAGAAGAUUGUCUGUCGUGCUGCCGCGAAGGUACCCAUUGUGAAAGCUUGGGAUCCAGAGUUGCAGCUCGCGAUUGACAUUAAUGUGAAUAACCCACUCGCACUACAGAACACCCGCAUGAUCAGGACAUAUGUACAGCUCGACGACAGAGUGCGCCCCUUGGCAAAGAUCAUCAAGUAUUGGACUAAGCGUCGAAUACUGAAUGAUGCUGCAUACGGUGGCACGAUAAGCUCAUACACUUGGAUUUGCAUGAUCAUCAACUUCUUGCAAAGACGCAAACCGCCCAUAUUACCUUCGCUACAGAAAAUCGUUGAUCGACGGCGAAAGAACGAAUCUGGCGAAGAGUCUACGUUUGCCGACGAUAUCGAUGCCCUAAAAGGAUUUGGUGACGCCAACAAGGAGUCUUUGGGAGAGCUGCUCUUUCAGUUCUUCCGACAUUAUGGCUACGAGUUCAGCUACUCUACGCAUGUCAUCUCCGUGCGUGAAGGACGACUGGUAGAAAGGAAGGAAAAAGGAUGGGCUGCCAGCGACUUUCACAACAAGGAGUCUCGAGCUAGUAUCUGUGUGGAAGAACCUUUCACUGUUGAUAGGAACCUGGGCAAUUCUGCGGAUAUCUAUGCGUGGCACGGCAUUCAUACCGAGAUCCGACGAGCAUUCGAACUGCUGGAAGAUGGCCUCCAGCUGGAAAAAUGCUGCGAGCAAUAUGUGUUUCCCAAAGAGGAGAAACCUAUAUUUCAGAAGCCACCACCCAAGCCGAAACCGACCUUGACCAGGAGUGCGUCACAAUCUGGACAGAACAACCGCGAGCCUGGGACAGGAAGAUCGAGGAAAGCGAAUCGAAAUCAGUCAUCACAGAGAGCCGGUGGGCGAAGAGCGUCUAGCGGAGCCUCUUUCAGCAACCAGCGCAUCGGACUGCCGUUCAGUCCACCAAUGGGCGCCGCUCAUGGCGACUACUUCCAAGCCAGAGGAACUUUGCACGAACAGCUGGCACAGCAAUACCAGAUACUCCAGGCACAAGAGAAAGCUCUCAUGCAACAGCUUGCGCAACAGCAGCAUACGCAGACUCAGGGGAGAAAGGGAGAUCCGGCCGGCUCCGGCUCUCCUCGACCCAGGCCCCAUAUGAAUGGACUUCCGAGUCCUCGAAUAAUGGACCACCCGCCCCAGACAGCACCUUUACUGCCUGGUUACCCAUAUCACUACCCAGCGCGAUAUCCGCCUCCUUCCCCCAUGUCCCAAGCACGAUCGCGGGAAGGCACAAAUACAAACCCUCCUUCACCGGCGCUCUCAGCAGCCAUGCCAGCGCUGCGUCGCCAAGUGCAUCGAGCAUCCCUUCCUGAUGCAUCAGCGAGCUCGAUAAGGUCACAGUCGCAGCCAGGCCGCCCAAUGCAGCAUCCUCUCGCCCUGCAGCAGCAGAUUCAUCCAGGCUACGACGUUACUGGCGCUCUUGGUGCACAUUACCAAAGCAUAAGAUCAGCUUCCCAAAUGUAUCAGCCAGGACAGCCGGGGUUGCCGAUGCCAUUUGCACCAUACUCCGCUGGACCUUACCCAGGAGUGCCCUCUAUGGAGCAUGUUGGCCCGAAGGAAUAUGUUGGGUACUAUGUCUCACCACAGCUCGGGCCUCAGUACGCCGGUGCGGGCCAGAUGCAGCCGCCGCAAAUGACGCUGCAAAAUCCGCCGACGAGGCAAAGAAGGGUUACGCCCGAUCUCAUGCCGCCGCUUGUCAACGAUCGGCACAGCUCACGCUCACCAUCACCACUUGGACAGGCUAGAAGUUACGCAGUCCCGGGCGAUCGGAGAUCCAGUCAACCUCUGGCUAUGAGCAUACAGAGCCCAGGCUCGAUGACUCACUCAAUACCGACGCUGCCACCUAUACCGGCGCUACCUGCGCCCGUCCUGCCUAUAGCACCGGCACAUGUGGACACUGGAGGACCGCUUAUUGUGAAUGGCUCAACCAGCUCUCAUCUGCCACAACAGAUUCCCAGGGCCAAUGGAAGCUCAGAAGUGGAUCAUCGUGCAUACCAUGACCCGGCUCCGAUCAUUCAGCAAGAAGAAGCGUAUGUGCCGCGGCCACUUCCUCUGCGGACGAACCUCGAUCGGUCUGCACCUGAACAAAUGUUGUCCAUGGAAAGGAGAACAACAUCUCCGUUGCAGUCACCAACGUGCGGCACAAAGCCAGAUCGAGGCCUGAUGUUGUCGCCCAAUGGCUUGACGCCGCAUGUGAACGGCGUCAACGGCCAUUUACAUGAAAGCACAUCACUCAGUGCCGCUCCACUCCUGUCGCCGGUUGCUGAGCUUCGAACACCGUCGCCAACCCGCUCGCGUGGCUUCGAUACAUACGAAUCACCUGAGGCCAAUGGCGGGCUUUUCAAAGCGGCCAAGAUUGCCAACGCGAAGCAAGUCGCUAAAGAAGUCGUCAACGAGAACCAAGCGCCUCACGAGCCUUUCAAGCAUGAAAGACAGGGUAGCGCAUCGAUUAUGGCCGAGAGCAGACCUUCUGCGGCCACUAAAGAGUCGGAGCCAAAAAGCGCACUCCAGACUGUUACGAAUCAAAGUUCUUGGCAGCAGGUACCCAAAAAGACCCACAGAAAGAGCAAAUCUAUGGCUGGAUCGAAGUCUGCUAACGGCUUUGGCGGCCAGCCUUUGCCCGCGAAUGAGUCUGAACGAAAAGGAGGCUAA
Molecule: messenger RNA, 3294 nt
Organism: Fulvia fulva
Lineage: Eukaryota; Fungi; Ascomycota; Dothideomycetes; Mycosphaerellales; Mycosphaerellaceae
Product: Poly(A) RNA polymerase cid13
Exons: 3
Coding region: 1-3294 (1097 amino acids)
Biological process (GO): RNA 3'-end processing
Molecular function (GO): nucleotidyltransferase activity
Source: RefSeq, a predicted model, not a curated record